CAAUCUUCGCUAGUUCGCUUAAAUCUAUCACCAUAUAUUUGUGAACAGGAAAUUCUAGUUCCGAUCUUGUUCUCGUCACCAUCCUCCGAUUACUGCUUCUCAAUUCUCAUCACAAUUUCACCUCCCCUCGCCGCUCUCCAGGCGACCAGGCGGGCCGUCGCAAACGCGCACCUUCCUCCCGGCCCGCCGUUCGCUUCGAGGUUUCACGCACCAAAAUCCUCUUCGCCUGACCACGCAGCCGACCACAUCUCCAGCGCCCCCCCCCCCCCCCACCCUUUCCGCCGAAGCAUCUCACCUCGAAUUCUUCUCCCGAAGUCGCUGUCCUCCCCCUCCUCCAGGCGUGGAGUGUAGAUCCAUCCGGACUCAAUUGAUUUCUUCUUUUCUCGGCUCUUGUUCUGCUCUUCGCGGUGUCAUUGCUAGACAAGAUGGUUUCCUUCGAGAUGAAUGACCUCAAGAAGAUUGGGCUCGGCCUGACAGGCUUUGGAAUAUUCUUCUCCUUUCUGGGAAUCAUUUUCGUCUUUGACAAGGGGCUCAUUGCAAUGGGCAAUAUUCUUUUCCUAUCAGGUUUGGGUUUGACAAUCGGUCUGAAAUCAACUAUGCAGUUCUUCACGAAGCCUAAGAAUUACAAGGGUACAAUCUCAUUUGGUGCUGGCUUUUUCCUGGUUCUCAUCGGGUGGCCCUUUUUUGGCAUGCUCUUAGAGGCAUAUGGCUUUAUUGUACUCUUCAGUGGAUUCUGGCCAACGCUUGCAGUGUUCUUGCAGAGGAUUCCUAUCAUUGGCUGGUUUUUUCAACAACCGUUUGUGACAUCGUUCCUUGACCGCUACAGAGGAAAAAGGGUUCCGGUCUAGCAUCCUUGCUCUAUGUUGUGAUGUAGCAAUUGAUGGUUUUUAGCAACAGUACCAAAAGGUUUUUUUUUUGGCCAGUGUUUGCCCCUUAGUUUUUCGUUACAUGUGUACUUAACUGAUAGGCCUGCUCUUUGUAAAUCACAACCCCGAACCCAGGCUCGACGGUUUUGUCGAGGCCAAGAUGCAAUUUCAUCUGUGAAAUGGAUUGUGGAACAUCUGAAGCUA
Molecule: messenger RNA, 1070 nt
Organism: Phragmites australis (common reed)
Lineage: Eukaryota; Viridiplantae; Streptophyta; Magnoliopsida; Poales; Poaceae
Product: vesicle transport protein GOT1-like
Exons: 7
Coding region: 426-848 (140 amino acids)
Biological process (GO): endoplasmic reticulum to Golgi vesicle-mediated transport; retrograde transport, endosome to Golgi
Source: RefSeq, a predicted model, not a curated record